Megalops cyprinoides (Indo-Pacific tarpon) is the source of this 978-nucleotide messenger RNA. Its product is annotated as C-reactive protein-like. NCBI's taxonomy places the organism in Eukaryota, Metazoa, Chordata, Actinopteri, Elopiformes, Megalopidae. Bases 164 to 889 code for a protein of 241 amino acids. The record is from RefSeq and is a predicted model, not a curated record. The transcript has 3 exons.
AUGUCAUGUAAGUGCUCGCAGAGACAGAGGAGUUCAGAAAAGAUUAGAAGAUUGAGCUAGUACCUUUUCUUCAGAUUAACUCCCAGAAAUAAAAAGAUCUUGUGCGGAUAGAUCAGAAUACCUCUUUCUGAGUGAAUGGGCAGCAGGAAAAGGCAUGAAGUGAAUGUAUUCCUCUGCAAACAGACGUUAUACAGCACCCACAGUGAUGGAGAAGCUGGUGUUUUUGCUGGUGCUGUUCACAGGCUGUUCUGCUAAAUAUGAAGCAGAUCUCAAGGGGAAAGUUUUCACCUUCCCAUUGGUGUCCACUAAUUCUUAUGUGGAGCUCCAACCUGAUGUGGAGGGGUCCCUUUCAGCUGUGACUGUCUGCCUCAGGUCCUUUCCUGAUAACAAAAGAGCAAACACUCUGUUCUCCCUGGCUACCCCAUCACACAUGAAUGCUUUUCUGUUGUACCAACCUGAAAGAGGUGUGUAUCGAGUGCACAUCAAUGAUAUCAGUUAUGACUUCUUUGGGUUGCCAGACCAUCUAAAUAAAUGGAACUCUGUCUGCUGGACCUGGGAUUCUCGCACGGGAAUUACUCAGGUGUGGGUGAAUGGAAUGCGUAGUGUAAGAAUAAUGCUCUACGCUAAUGGUGUCAUAGCAGGAGCUCCCAGCAUAAUCCUUGGUCAAGAGCAGGAUACUUAUGGUGGGGGCUUUGACAAGGCACAAUGUUUCCUUGGAGAGCUCACAGAUGUCCAUAUGUGGAAUUAUGUCCUCACUCCCUGUGAAAUCAAUUCAUAUAUGAGUGACUUCUCAUUUACACCUGGGAAUGUUCUCAACUGGCAGGCAUUAAAUUACACAGUGCAUAGUAAUGUGUUUGUAGAAGAGAACCAGCCAUAUGGCUGUUAUUAGCAAAUGUCCAGGCUAAACAGUAUACAAGUCUUAUGAGAAACUAUAAAAGUCUCUUUCAAUAAGUAAGCUGCAUCUUUUACUGCUUUUUG